AUAGACCACCUUAAAGAAAAAGGAUAAGGAAUAAUUCUAAAGGUUUAACAUAACUGGAAAACAUGUAGUAGCAGUUGACUCAAGUGCAAAACCCUUCUUGUCUCGGUCGUUGAAUUACCCUUAAUUUCUUUGUGUUCCUUCCAAUCACAUGGCAUAGAAUUUGAGGUUUUCCACAGAAGAAGAUCUAGCUAGGAAGAAGAGACGAAGCAAAAGACUAGUUAGUGAGUGAAAAUUCAAGUUGGAACCAUCCAAAAGUGAGAUAUGGAAGCAGAGAGAGGUGGUGCACCCAAUUAUGAGCUUCAAGUUUCGUUCACCAACACCCCACAAGCCUUACACGAAAUGGGUUUUGUUCAAUAUGAAGAAAACCAGGUCCUUGGCUUCUUGUCACCCUCUUCACAAUCUCAAUCUUCUCACCUCUCUCAAUCCUUAAAUAGUGAUACUGGCGUUGUUGCUGUCACUGCCACGACCCCCACCGCAACCAUCGGAUUCAUGAGUCAUAGCGGACUUGUCACGAAAACUUGGAAUAACGACCAGGUAGGAACUCUGGAUCCAAAGCCUGUCGAAGAUGAAAAUUGCACUGGAAAUGGUAGUGAUCAAGGCAACAACAACACUUGGUGGAGGAGCGCAGCUACAGAGAAGAACAAGGUGAAAAUAAGGAGGAAGCUUAGAGAACCAAGGUUUUGUUUUCAAACAAGAAGUGAUGUAGAUGUGCUUGAUGAUGGUUACAAAUGGAGGAAAUAUGGCCAGAAAGUUGUCAAGAAUAGCCUUCAUCCAAGAAGUUAUUACCGCUGCACGCACAACAACUGUAGGGUGAAGAAGAGGGUUGAACGACUCUCAGAGGAUUGUCGUAUGGUGAUAACCACCUAUGAAGGUAGACACAAUCACUCCCCUUGCGACGACUCAAAUUCAUCCGAGAAUGAAUGCUUUACCUCUUUCUAGUAAGGUCAAUGUCAUUUGCUUAUAAUGAUGAUCAGCAUGUACUCAAUUAAGGCACUAUGAUAUUAUUGAUAGAUUGCCAUGUACUUUGCCACAGAGUUCAGUGUGCUUCAAAGAUGAACUCAGUCAUGUCAUUAUUCAGAACUCUCAGUAUCGAUAUGCUUGUUAAAACAUUUCCCUAGAUUUCUUUCUCCAUAUUUUUCCUAUUUGGAGGGAACCACAUUACCCCAUAAAAAAAUAUUUUAUCUUGUCCAUAUA
Molecule: messenger RNA, 1194 nt
Organism: Glycine soja
Lineage: Eukaryota; Viridiplantae; Streptophyta; Magnoliopsida; Fabales; Fabaceae
Product: probable WRKY transcription factor 12
Exons: 4
Coding region: 262-939 (225 amino acids)
Biological process (GO): regulation of DNA-templated transcription
Molecular function (GO): DNA-binding transcription factor activity; sequence-specific DNA binding
Source: RefSeq, a predicted model, not a curated record